AUGGAGAAGCGUGAGCAAGAAAUCAAAUUAAAAAAGGAAGAAACUCUGAAUGUAGAAAGUCAAGCUGAAGAUCAAAGCCUAGACUUCUUUUCCCAACUUAAACUCAGAUGUGAGCAAAGAAGGGAGAAUGGAGAUGAUUCUAGCUCUUGAUUCUCAGCAACCUCUUCAGAUAGUGAUUCGAAUCCCUUCGCUCAGCAUCAAAUAUUUGAAAGCCCUCUACCGGUCUACAGAAAGGAAUAUGGAGGAAUUGUAAUUUAUGAUGUUGAUGCGAUUAUGGAAGAUGAUGAUUUCAAACCAGAAAAAGGAUUAGUAACCCAAGAGAAGUCUAGUGAAAAGAUAAGCCUGACCUCUUCUACUCGAAACAAAGGAAGUUCUGAAGGUUCACUCUCGAUUCUUCAAACAGCCACAAUUAACAAUGAUUCUAAAGAAGGUGUAAGAUAUGGGCCGAAUGAAUGCCCACCAGAUAUGAAGCGGCUUAAGAAGCAGCCUAUGAUAAAGCACCUUAUUGGUAAAGAAGACCGUAAAAUUCUUCAAAACUGCAUUGUGGAAUUUCCUAAAUAAGAGAUCAUACAGAAAUGAAGGUAGAAGAAAUUACAAGUUAGUCCUUUCUCAGAAGGAAGAACUUAUGCUGAAGUUUGAGUCCAGGUUUGAAAAUGGCAAUCUCUGGAAAGCCAUAAAGCUUAGUGAAUCUGAGUAUAACCUUGUCCUGAUGAAUGACUUUAAUACGAAUGGCCAUACACAGUGGUACUACUUCAAGGUUACAUCUAAAUUGGAAGCAGGAACUAAAAUUAAAUUUAAUAUUGUUAACCUAUCAAAGCCUGACAGCUUGUACAACGAAGGAAUGAAGCCAUGCGUUAAGUCCCAAGGCCAUUACGAAAAAACUGGUCAAGGAUGGCAUAGAGAUGGGACAGAUAUUUCAUACAAAAUGAAUAAUUUCUUAAGAAAUCGGGAGAGGAGACCUGAUCCAAUAAGCUACCCUAAUAUUCCAACAUGGACUUAUUAUUACUUCACAUUUAGUUUUACCUAUGAAUUUAAGUAUGAUGAUGACAUUGUAUGGUUUGCUCAUGCUGUUCCUUAUACUUAUUCAGGUGAUCUCUUGCCAUUGCUGAAUAAGUUGGCUUACAAUCUUCCAUUAAAGACUCCCACUGACUUCGAAAAGAAAUAUUCUUUUUCAAAUAGAAUUUAUUCAAGAAAUCAAUCUAAAUCUGAAGAAAAUAAAACAGAUUAUACGAAAUUUUUACGAAUCGGGACUCUGUGCAAGACUCUGGCUGGAAACUACCUCAAGUUUAUGAUAAUUACAGAUGAGAUAGAGACUUAUAGAGACUGAAAUGAUGAUGUUGAAUGGAUCCUUAAAAAUCAGUCUAUCCGAGCACAAGUCAAAGCUAAGGUAGACAAAGAUCCCAAAAUGUUCGGUAAAUAAGGGAUCUCCAGGCAGAUGGGAAUAUGAAAACCGAUUGAAGAAGGCACUUUUCAAUUUAUCACCCUCAAGGAAAAAUAGUAAAAGAUUGCUAAAGUUCGAGAAAAUGCUUAAGAAAAUUGCCACAUCCCAUUCUCAUAAGAAAGGGAUCUUCAUUUCUGCAAGAGUUCAUCCCGGAGAACCCCAAUCCUCAUGGAUAUGACAAGGACUAAUCACAUUCUUAGUGAGUAACGAUCUUGUUGCUCAGAAACUGAGAAAGAACUACAUUUUUAAGAUUAUUCCAAUGCUUAAUCCAGAUGGAGUAAUUUACGGGAACUACAGAUGAUCUCUUCUUGGAUAUGACCUGAACCGAAGAUGGGAUGACCCGAGUAAAUACUUUGACCCCACCAUCUACUACACUAAGCUACUGCUAAAGGUCUUUCUUGAGGAAAGAGAGGUGAAAUUAUUCUGUGACCUCCACGGUCACUCUCGUAAAUAAGAAUAUGUUCACUUAUGGCUGAGAUUAUUACAACACUUUUCAAGAAAGCAAAUAUAAUAACUUUCAUUUGAGGAUAUUUCCUUCUUUGCUAAGUUCUCUCAACAACAACUUCAGCUUUAAAGAUUGCACCUUUAAAAUAGAGCAGUGUAAAACAAAGUGAGCACGAGUUGUUGUCUUCAGGCAAUUCGGAGUCAGGCUGAGUUUCACACUUGAAUGCUCAUUCUACGGAAGAGAGAAAAGUAAGACUGAUAGUGAAACCCAAGACCUUCAUUUUAAAUUAUCUGACUUUAACAAGAUGGGUGCUGAUAUUUGCAGGGCAAUCUCUCAUUACUUAGACCCUCAAUUCUCCGAUUCUAUCGAUACAAUUUCUAAAUAAAUAUGUUACAAAAAGUAAUGAAGACAGUCAGUACAAAUCUGGGCUAACUCCAAACCAAAAAGAGCCGAUCACCCCAUCUCCAAAGCACUCAAAAAUCCUUGAAAAGGUCUGAAAAACUCUAAACAGCAGGAAUGGAAAAUUCUCCAAAACUGAUGCAAGAAGUAGCUCUGAAGAGUCAGAUUCUGAAUCUGAUGACAACGAAGCUAAUAUAGUCAGCAACAAGAUAAAACAGCUAAAGACUAAAUAACAAAAGAGAUAGGAUACCUAAAAAGGCAAGUAAAGAGACCCUGCGGUUAAGGAAUAAGUCCAAAAUCCUCUUUGAAAGGAGGAAGAUAAAGGAUUCCCGAAGUUCUUCAAGUAAAACUCCUGUGAAAAGAACCUUGAAGUCAAGAAAAUUAAGAAAGAACAGGAAAUUUUUUAGCCAUCUCAAGAAUGUUCCUGCUAAAGAAUGGAAUCCAGAGGGUGCUUAUAACCAUAUUGUCCCUACAGAGGGCUCAAGAAUAGGUAAUAGCAAAAGUUCUUUCCCUUAUGAGUACAAAAAUUAUCUAUCGUGAGAGAAAAAUUCAGAGAAGAAACAAUCCAAAAUAAUUGAAAGCAGCAGUGCACAUCCGAAUUUUGAACCAAAGAAACAGUAUAUCAAAAGAGAUAUCCAAAGCUCCUUAUCCAAGUCUACCAAGAAGAGGAGGAAAUUUAGGAGGAAAAAUGCUAAAAUUCAUAGCAGAUUUGACUCCCAGAAAGAGGAGACAUCAACAGAUGUUAAUAGUACAACACCGUUUUUAUAGUCACUGAGAAGAAGACCCAAUCAACUACUGGCAAAAAGAAAAGUGAAGCAUACUUCUUCCCUUUUAAAAUGAGAGGAAGCGCCAACUAUAUUAGGGACAGAAAGCAAGAAAUAUAUUUAGGGAAAAGAAUGCAUAUGAAUAGCAUUGAGAAAAUCUCACUUAAAACAAGAGAGAACAACAGGCCUAAUCAUUAUUCUGAAAGUAGUAAUAGUUCAAACCUUCCGAAAAUGAGGAAGUUAAGGUCACGAAAAUAACACAAGGACUAAUGCCAGGAACACUGCUCAAAUUUCUCCAAAGCCUCUGAACCCACACUGCCGUUCCAUUCCCUCUGCUUGUCCUAUGGGAGCUCAGAUGCUAAGUAUCCCAUUCAGAACCCCUGAUUCAUCCCAUCUUCCGAACUCCAAACUAAUAUCCCAAAAAUCGAUGAUUUCAUCUUCAAAAAUCCUUCAAUAAU
Molecule: messenger RNA, 3507 nt
Organism: Moneuplotes crassus
Lineage: Eukaryota; Ciliophora; Spirotrichea; Euplotida; Euplotidae
Source: the annotation of a GenBank genome assembly